Ctenocephalides felis (cat flea) is the source of this 687-nucleotide messenger RNA. RefSeq lists its product as uncharacterized. The transcript has a single exon. The record is from RefSeq and is a predicted model, not a curated record. Gene Ontology annotation, biological process: DNA integration. Gene Ontology annotation, molecular function: nucleic acid binding. The coding region runs from base 1 to 687 and encodes 228 amino acids. NCBI's taxonomy places the organism in Eukaryota, Metazoa, Arthropoda, Insecta, Siphonaptera, Pulicidae.
AUGUCCGGUGAGUUGUCCAGUACAUCUUUAGGUAAGCUGAAGGCGUUAAAUCCCUCUGUGGACGCCGAAGGCUUACUAAGAGUAGGUGGUCCACUAGAGAAUGCGGACAUUAGUUAUGACCGAAAACAUCCAAUUAUUUUACCAAAGGCCAAUUUGGCCAUUGACAUUUUCAUUCGAUCAGAGCAUGAACGUUUGCUACAUGCUGGUACCCAGACUACUUUAGCAAAUAUCAGAUUAAAAUACUGGCCUAUAGAUGGUCGCAACACUGUCAAGUGCAUAAUACACAAAUGUGUAAAGUGUGCUCGGUUUAGGGCUACUUGUGCAGAGCAGCUAAUGGGAAUUUUGCCAAAAGACCGGGUCACUGCUUACAGGCCAUUUCAGAUUGUAGGAGUGGAUUUUGCAGGGCCAGUGUUAUUAAGAGCUAGUCGAUUGAGGAAGGUACCUCGCAUUAAGGCCUAUAUAUCCCUGUUUGUUUGUAUGGCCACUAAGGCCAUUCAUAUUGAGUUAGUGUCUGGAUUGUCAACAGACGCCUUUUUAUCGGCCUUACGUCGUUUUAUAGCAAGACGUGGGUGCUGUUCAGUCAUCCACAGCGACAACGGGAGAAACUUUGUAGGCGCAAAGUCUGAAUUGCGGCAAUUAGCUACAUUAUUUCAGUCUGAUAAGUCAAGAGGGGAAUUAUACACUUAA